CAUUGUACUCCAGCAGGCUGGUGCAAGUGAGAGCAACCUGUCUUUUAGACUCUCUUUAGAAAAAGAAAAAGUUCAGUUUAAAUCAAGUAGUCUAUCAGGAGCGUAAUAGGCAUAAUGUGACAUGCAUGUCAUUAAAGUUAUCUUUUAGAUGAUAAGGGUAUUUUUUUUUAAUGUCAACAGGAGGACUGCUCUGCUUAAGUGGGCUGAACCGGGUUUUUCUUCGACUUUGUUACAAAGGAGUAUCUGUCCGCUCUGCUGCAGGUGGAUAUCUGCGCUCAGGUAAUGUAACACGAAACUCAGCCAUGUGACCAAUGGCGAUUUGAAGACUAGACGAAACUAGAAAAAAAAAAAAACAACUGCUUUACAUAAAACACCAACGAGUAGCGCAGUCGAGGAUGUAGAGUCGUAUUGGAUCCUAGCUGUUUCAGAAGCACGGCUUUUGUCUGGAGAUGUUACCUCAUUUUCAUCGGACUAAUCCAUUUGUUGCCGUUUCAUUUUUGACAAGGUGAGAGGCGGAAGCGAGGAAUACACCUGCUCGAUGUUUCCCGGUUUGCUUAGAUCACCUGAAAACAACCUGAUCCAUGAUAUGCCUCUAAAACAGCUUGUUUAAAAAUUAACUUAACAAUAUGUUGUAUUUUAUUACUACAAGUUAUAAUAAUAAUACUGCUGCAAAUGAGAAGGGGUUGAACAUUAAAGCGUUUCAAUAUGCUAUUAAUAGCGUAUUAUGUUCCUGUGGUCUGAGCAGGUUUAAUGGUGAUUCAACAUCAGGCUGAAUGUGUGACUCAGUGGCUGAAUGGUGUUUCUGACUCAACCUCAGAAUAAAGAUUUAGAGUGUCAAAUAAAUACAGGACAUUUGUCUUUAUAUUUCCUACAAUGAUGUGUCUUCAGCUGUUAAAGAUGGGCCAAUAAAUCCAUCCAGUGAAUGUUGGACCCAGUGAAAUGGACCCGAGCUGAGGCCCCAAAGCCUGAGUCUGCCCUCCCUUUGCCGUGCUGGUCACGAGUAGAGAUGGCAGCGUGUCCGGAUGUGCUGGUCAUGCCUGGAGUUUUGGUCAGGAGUGUUUUACUGCUGGUACUGAGCAGUAAUCCUGUGUGGGGGAAUUCUACUUCACCUGGAAGUGACACCGGUUCUAAUAACACUGCUGGCCCCAACAUAGCAGCUAUCGUGGCCCCCACGGUCACGCUGGGCGUUCUGGCCAUAGUGUUGGCUGUGCUCGGCUGGCUCUUCUGCGUGGUGAAAAAGAGGAGACAGACUGAAGGGACGUAUAGACCCAGUGCGGAGGAACAGUCCGGUGCACGCGGCGUGGCCGCGCCAGAUGCUCUACAGUUACCAAAGGAGGAAAGACUCAUUUGAGAUUUAGUGCUUUAUGUUUUUAGAAAAUCCCGUACGGACAAAGGCAGCAAGCUUUUGCAUAGCGUUGCUCCUGUGUGAGGAGGCUCUCUGCCUCGAGCUGAUCAAUGAAAGAAAAGUCUCCCAAGGUUUAAGAGAGGACAGAUUUUAGUUUUUAUUUCAACAAGCACUGAAUGGUUCCUGCAUGGCACCAUGGAGAAAUGCACCUGGAUGUCUGGAUCUCGCCCGUUUUAAGAACAAUUGAACAUUUCAAGGAGGUUUUGAACAUUUCCUCUGCACAAACGAUGCUUCAGUAUUUUAUCACCACUAAUAAUUUUAGUUUAGAGAUGUUUAUCUUGUUUCAGUCGCCACUUACCAUGUACCAGGACUUGAAUUGAUUCAGUCUGUUAUGAAACACUUUCACUGGCAAAAUCAAUACCAAUCUUUUACCUCAAACUUAUUUUUGAUUUUGCUACUGAGUCCUGAUGAGUCCAUUUUAUCUUCAAUCAAGACAUGUGUCUUAGCCUAAUAAUGAGUGCAAUUAAACAUAUUAUUACAGUGCACAA
This is a messenger RNA of Anarrhichthys ocellatus (wolf-eel), 1893 nucleotides long. It is a transcript of the gene crb3a, whose product is annotated as crumbs homolog 3a. NCBI's taxonomy places the organism in Eukaryota, Metazoa, Chordata, Actinopteri, Perciformes, Anarhichadidae. Bases 923 to 1351 code for a protein of 142 amino acids. The transcript is spliced from 3 exons. The record is from RefSeq and is a predicted model, not a curated record.